This is a messenger RNA of Staurois parvus, 311 nucleotides long. The record is from the annotation of a GenBank genome assembly. NCBI's taxonomy places the organism in Eukaryota, Metazoa, Chordata, Amphibia, Anura, Ranidae.
AUAUAUGUGAAAUGCAUUGAAACAGCAAUGUUUUACUAUAUAAUAAUCAUUUUUAAAAAAAUUAAAUUUUUUAAAAAUGUCAAAUUUGCCGCCGGCGCCCGUACGUCCCGACGUCACAGGGACUGGAACACGGAAGCCGGAUGCCCGCAUCGGCCUUAGGAGAUGGCCGGGGAUGCUGCAGGGGGCACAUUGCGGGAGCAAAGGACUAGGUAAGCGCUGCAGGGACUCCCUGAGCAACACCGCAUGGUAAGCCUGAGUGUAGCUCGGGGUUACCGCUCUUGCUACACUCGGGAAUACCGCCAGGGAGGUUA